AUGCUGUGUGAACAUAAAAAUAUCAGAACGUAUGGGAAGCGCAAGAAGCCAUCAGGCCUGCGCGUGGCUGUCCCUGACUUUGUUUACUUCCUGAGGACCCAGACCGAGACCCAGACCCAGACUCAGGUGAUGGAGGCUGUAAUGGCGCUGCGGUAUUUACUUCCAUUCCUCCUCCUCUCGGCCGUCUCUGCUGAGGUCGAGUAUGAUGACAGGAGGUGCAUUUGCUUCUGCCCUAACCCGUCAGUGGUGAAUGGCACAGCAGGCAAUGGGACAACAAGCAAUCGCCUGGUGUACCGAGAGCCUGUGCCACCAAGUAGCUGUAACUGUGACAGCAUGGUGCUGCCAAGGGUGGCCGACAUGAUCCGAGGCCAUGAGCAGGAGUUUUGUCCCCGGUGUGAGUGCAAGUAUGAGAGUCGCAACAGCACCACCAUCAAGGUGGUGGUGAUCCUGGUGAUCUGGGUCAUAUCCCUGCUGGUGGUGUACAUGAGUUUCCUGCUGUGCCUGGACCCGCUGCUCAACAAGAGGCGGGCACAACCGUCCUACCAGGAGCACACCAAUGAGUACGAGGACAGCUCAUCCGUGGGCAGCGCUCCUGGCAUGUCCCAGCGCAUGCAUGUACGGGCCAACGUGCUGGGACGGGUGGGCCACCAGCAGGACAAGUGGAAGCGUCAGGUGCAGGAGCAGAGGUACAACAUUUACGACAAACACACCAUGCUCAACUGAGUGUGUGGUGGUGUGUGUUUCAGGUCCGGUCUGCAUGAAGCGUUGUGUUGUGCAAUGCUGAGUUUCCUUCCUUCACUCUCUGCUGUCGUUUUCUUUCCGUUCAAUAAUGUUGCCGCAAAAGACAAGGGGAACUCGAGCUGCACAUGAAUGAAUGCCAUCCUGUAAAGUUAGUCAGUGAGUGUUUGGUGAUAUUUAAUCCGUGUAGGUGUUUGUUUGGUAAGAUUUGGUAGAAUGUAGUGGGUAAUGUAUAGUUCUUGGACUUAUUUAAUUAGCUAGUAAAAAUGAUAUUGUAGAGGAUUAUAUGAAAUGGUUUAUAUCAAAGUCUAUUAACUUGUAUAUAAGGAGUGAUGGUCCUGAGGUUUUUGGGAAGCUAUUGAAUGAAGAAUGUGUGAUGUGUCUGUCAAAAAGUAUCAAAUUCUAUGACCUUUUAUCAGUUUCAUGCAAUAUAUAUUUUCUUGUAAAUAAUUUAACUUCCAAGAAUUCUUUUAUUUAGAUACAAGAUAUUUAUCGGUUGGGAAUGAGUGUGACUGUGUAAUCUUGCCACUUAACAGAUGUAUACUAAUUUCCAAUGUAUUUUAUGGGUUUUAAGAGUAAUAAGUUGUAAGAAGAGCACCGUUCACUACUUAUUUUGUUAUGACAGUAUUGUAUAGAGUAUUCCUGACUAAGUUAUAUAUAUUCAUCCUUAACUAGGUGUGUGUGUGUGUGUGUGAGUGUGUGUGUGUGUUGUCAAUGCCUGCCUCUCAUAGUCACCAUUAUUUACAUUAUAUAUUUAUCUUCAGUCAGACAGGAAUAAAGUAAUAGCAAUCAUCUGCAGGUAUCAAUACUCGUGUACCAAUUAAAGGAAUGUAUGUGUGACGCACCUUCCGGUCAGUUAUAGUGGCCACUUCCUAUGGACCUAAAGGGGAAGGGGGUCAUGAUCUUUACUUCUGUUUGCUCUUACUCCUAUACACAAUGUUCAAUGUCUUGUUCUGGCCUUUUGUCUCACUUUUCUCUCUCAUCUUGUCUUCUUUUUUUAGUAUUUUGUCUUCCUCUCUUUUCUUAUAUGUUUCUCUUUUCUUUGUAUUUUUGGUGUGUUUCUUGUUUUGUCUCAAGGGCAUAUCUAGGAUUCUAGGCGAUCCGGGGCUUAGCCCCUAGAGUGCAGACGCUGAUUUUUUUCUUUCUUUUUUUGCUGCCACGCACACCGAAACAACAAUUUUUUUUACUUUAACUUACCACCAAUUCAAAGCAGACAAAAGACAAGAAGAUUUCAGAAUUCAGUGUAAUGUGCAGACCAUAUUACACUCAGGCUACUCUUUUCCUCAGAUCCCAGAUCAGAUCCAGGGCUCUUGGGUAAACAUUCGGGGCUUGAGCCCAAGUAGCUGCCCCACAGAUCCACCCAUGUUUCUCUCUCUCUCUCUCUCUCUCUCUUUUUUUUUUUUUUUUUUUUUUUGUGUGUGUGUGUGUGUGUGUGUGUAUUUUUUGUUUUAUCUUCCUCUUGUCUUGUGUCCUCUUUUAUUAUUAUUUGUCUCCCUUUCCUUUCUUGUCUAUUUCUCCCUUUUUUUUUUUUUUGGUGUAUUUCUUGUUUUCUGUCUUUUUUGUCUUUUGUCUUCCUCUUUCAUCUUGUUUCCACUCUUUUGUAUUUUUGUCUCAUCUUCCUCUCAUGUCAUAUCUCUGCUCUUCUUUUCACUUGUCCUUUUCUCUCAUUUUCUCUCUUCUUUUGUCUCUUAUCUUGUUAAAUCCUUCCUCUCUCAUCCUUCAUCAUGCCUCGUCUCCCCAACCUUUCCUUUUCAUUAAGUAUUUUAGCGACCAAAUUUCGCAAAGGACUUUCCCUUUCAUAUCCUCAGCUGCUGCCUUGAUCACUAAUCCUUGCCCUGGUGCCCCUUGUGUUCCUUUGCACCACCAAGCCACAUAAAAGAGCACUUCAUUAUCUAUACUGCCUCCCUUUAUCCUAAUUUUUUGUAUGUAUUUUUCACUAAUCACUGUGCUGACAUCAGGCACACUAUCUGGUAACUUAUUCUACUGUUUGUAUCGCACGUACUUGAAUUUUAUAUUGAUAUUGGGGAGAAUGCAAUGUCUAAACCUGCUUAUUCCACUCUUAUGGUAUAAAUAAAGCAUGAAUUAUCA
Messenger RNA from Portunus trituberculatus (swimming crab), 2826 nucleotides. RefSeq lists its product as uncharacterized. NCBI's taxonomy places the organism in Eukaryota, Metazoa, Arthropoda, Malacostraca, Decapoda, Portunidae. Gene Ontology annotation, cellular component: lysosomal membrane. The record is from RefSeq and is a predicted model, not a curated record. The transcript is spliced from 5 exons. Bases 1 to 723 code for a protein of 240 amino acids.